AUGCAUACCCAGUUUGAUAUUGAUAGGGAGACUGCUAUCAGGGUUUCUUUGACCCAAGGGCGCAGGCACAGUCAUGGGUUUCUGAGGCACAUUCAUCCCCACUGGCAGCCCUUACAAGCUGAAGCUGGGGAGCUUGCCAGGAUGGAGGCUGUGCCUCUGUCGCAGCUGGGCGACGUUCUGACACACGAGCUUGGGGGCCCGGCGGGCGGGGGUCAAGCCUGGGUGUCUGUUGAGCGCGGGCGGUGCAGUCUCAGGAUCUGCGCGCAACCUUUUGAGUGGUGGCUGAAAGCAAUUAUUGAGGCGGCCAAAGCAUGGGGAGAGAAGGUCAUCGAUGAGUCCAACCCAGACCUGCAAACAGCGGAUUGGCUCGCUCAGAUGACGGCAAAGCACGUGGAGCUCAACCCGAUUGUGGCGGCUUUCAUCGGGAUCCUUAAUGACACCAUUGGGCACAGUUUCCCCAGGUCCAAGGCCAAGACGGACCCUAGCACUGUCCCCGCCUACUUCCCGGGACCCGCCGAUGCGUACGCUGGCCGCACCCAGAGCAUGACGCUAGACCAGCUGGUCCACGUCCUCCAGUCGAUCUUCGACUUCAUCCAAGCGACGCACUGGGGGCGGCAGGACAUCAAAGACCUCCGCGACGCGCUCGUCGCGGCGGCGUGGCACCCGUUGGCCAGCAGCGUGGGCACGUGGGCCGGGCUCAACUGCUGCUUCGAGGCGCUGGCGAAAAGGGCCCGGGACGCUGGGUACGGAGACCGGGGGAAAGCGGGGCUCAAGAAAGCGGGCCCUAACCGGGACUGGAGGGCCGUCGGUCCGGACGGUCCGCACGAGCUUUGGAAGAAGAAGAAGAAAUCCGAACAGGGGUCGAAGGACGAGGUCCUGCCCGCGGGGGAGGUGUUGCGAGAGGAAGAGGCGCGUGACGAAGAGGGGCGAGAAGGGGGGAGUGGGACGAAGCGUGCGAGGGGCGUGCCGCGAGCGAAGGCGACCCCGUCCGGCGGGGCAGGGCGCAAGAACGGGCGGACACCGGGCGGUCGGAAGCGGGCAAUGGUGCACUUGGCGCGACAAUCGAGCGGGCGAGCAGCGCGCGGCGGGCUGCCCUCUCUAGUUGCCGUCCCGGCUUACGGCGGUGCCGGUACGCACUCGACUGUCGCUAUCGGGGACGAUCCCGGGGGCCUGCAGCCGGCCGACUUGAAGGAGUUGGACGAUUUGGACGAGUUUCUGGGCAGCGUGUCCUCGGACCUGGAGAAAGGGGCGUUUGACGGCCUCCCAAUGGACGGCGAGCGGACGCGGCUUGAUUUGGACGGAGACGAGAAUGGAGGUCAGGGAUGGGGGUCGCAGCCGGCGCGCGGGUCGCCCAACCGUCCAGGCGCGGGCUCGGAGGCGAGCAAUUUGCUCCAUGGGGACUCAGCGAAUGGCGCACCGGCCAGCUCAGGAGAGUUUCCCUCACGGGGUUCCGGCGGUUUGCAAUUCCCCGAGCCCGAUAACCUCUCCCCCGGUCGUUUCGGAGGCAUCGACGCCCUUCCUGUCUACCUGCCCGGAGAUUUGGUCCGCACGACUCCCGUGCCGGACCCUCGCAGCAUGGAGAUGUACGGGGAAUUGUCCGGUCCGGCGGCCGUCGGCGUCGGGCGUGACGGGGCGCGCCUGUUGCCAAAUCAGUGGGAGGAGUUCUGGCGAGCAGAGUCCCCGGGCAACGGCGGGUUCCCCGCCCCAGGGUUGGAGGGCCGUCCUUUGUACCACAGUGUUUAUUCGGGUCCGGCAGUUCCCGCAGCCGAUGUUUUCUUGGGGCGCGCACGCGACGAGGCCGCGCAACAGAACUUCUCCCCCACCCACCUCGUUGCCGCGGGAAGCCAGACCCUGUUUACCGACAACUUAGUCUCGCCGGGGGCUACGAGUUAUGUGGGCCAGUACCAUGGCGUGGCUCCCUAUGCCCCGGGCCAGACCCCUCCUUCACCGGGCGGUCUAUAUUCGAGGGAUCCCCCCCACGCCGUUCCCUUCCCAGGUGCUCCAAACUCCGUGCGCAGCCAAGUGCAUCCCUCUCAGGCGACCCACCUUUGGCACCCCAACCAAGGGGUUCCUCCUCGAGGCGACCUUUACCCCCCCUCAGCAAUGCCGCCAGCGGGGGGGUCCCCUCAGUGGUACCACCAGCAUCAACCGACACCCCCAGGGCACCAGUUUUUGCAUUCUGCGGGGCCUGGCAACGACUGGAAUUCCGUUCACCCCUCGCAAACCGGGUGGGCGGAACCCCCGGUUCACUCCCCCGGGUCAGGUUACGCCAGUCCGGCCGCCACCGUGCACUCUCACUGGGGAGCGUCGCAUUCCUCCACGUGGCAACAACCGGAGGGAUCUGGUGCCCAGCCUAUGGUGGUUCAUCGCGGGAAGGUGCCGCCACGAGCUGCCGCGCCAGUUGCCGCGUCAACUCCCUCGAAGCUUACGAGCCUGAUCAACACGCUCCUUCGCAGCAACCCGAAGCCGGUCAUCCCGAACCCGGGUGUCGUCUCAGACCGCCACUUCGCCACAGGGGGGGCCAAUUUCCAUGCUGCGCAGCACCCCCCCAUUCAUACCGGGCACUCGGGGUCGGCGCUCGUGCGCCUGGAGCAGCAGGUGGAUCCGCGAGGGGUCCAUUCCGCCCAGUUCCGCCGGAGAAACUCGUUCGGGAGGGACCCCUCUGCUCGGUCGCCGGGAGUGGGGGGCACUUACUGGGCUCCGCAGCCCCCCCAUCUGCACCCGGUGCCCGCGAAGACGGCGCUCUUGCGGCCAGAGCGGCAGAUCGAGCCCAGCGACGUGCAUUCCGCCCAGUUCCGCCGGCAAGUUUCCGUUGUGAGGUCGCUCUCCGCCCGCUUCCGCCGGAAUGCGUCGAUGAAGAGGGCCUCGAACCCGCCCCGAGGACGAGAACUAGAGGGGGAGGAAGAGUUGGAGGCGGAACUUGCCGCCCUCGUCAAGAUUUUGAAGCUGGAAGACUACGCGACCGAGCAUCCUUGUCCCAGAGCCAGAGGAAUCCCUCUGGGACGCGGACGCCACGCGGCAGGUGCGGACGGCGACAACGACGAGGCAUCGGACGGCGCAGAGGGUAACGAAAGGUCGGACGAUUCGGACACUGACGAGUCCGAGUGGGAAUCGGACGCUUCAGGCGACGAGUCGGACGGGCCCUGCGGCACCGGGCCGACGGCAGGCAGCGCUGUCGUCACAAGCGAAGAUAAGUCUUCCAGAUCCCCGGACGGGACGCACGCCGGUGCUUACGGCAGUGCGCACGUCCCCGGGGAACGGCCCCCGGUCACCCAUCGCCAGGCGCCUCAAGCUGCGCCUGGGACCGGGGCAUGGAAGAUUGGAACCGGUGCGACAACCGCGCCCAACUGGGACAGCCCCCCGAGCACCUCCGCUCCCGAGCUCCUGCGGAGCUGCCAGGCGGAGCCCAAACCCGGAGUCCGCUUGUCUUCCCCGGGGGACCGCAACCGGGACCACCCGGCCGCUUCACUCUACAAGGUGCAAACCAGCGACGUGGGCGAAGUGCCAGAGGCAAGGAAGAGUUUGUCAGCAGCAGCGGCAGCCGACUUUCCGGCUGACGGAACCAUGAACGGAACGACGGCAUCGGCGGACCUCUCGGGGACGCACCACGGGCGGUGGGCUCCCGCACCAGGAGGGGCGCCGAAGAGAGUUUACGCCGAGCGCGGGCAAAAGCGCGCGUACGGACAUAAGCGGACGGAUAGCCCGUCCAGCGUGCUUCCCCCCGUGGCUGCAGAGCUCUUCCAGCCAGGGAAGGAAAUUGUGAUGCAAGCAACGGGCUAG
Molecule: messenger RNA, 3780 nt
Organism: Klebsormidium nitens
Lineage: Eukaryota; Viridiplantae; Streptophyta; Klebsormidiophyceae; Klebsormidiales; Klebsormidiaceae
Source: the annotation of a GenBank genome assembly